Messenger RNA from Hypanus sabinus (Atlantic stingray), 2578 nucleotides. Its product is annotated as latent-transforming growth factor beta-binding protein 4-like. NCBI's taxonomy places the organism in Eukaryota, Metazoa, Chordata, Chondrichthyes, Myliobatiformes, Dasyatidae. Gene Ontology annotation, molecular function: calcium ion binding. The record is from RefSeq and is a predicted model, not a curated record. The transcript is spliced from 14 exons. The coding region runs from base 45 to 1538 and encodes 497 amino acids.
CUCACAGUGACAGCUGACACUAGAAAGGGCAAGUCGUGCAGAGAAUGGGUCUCGGCAACAUGAGCAGCUGCCUGCCUCUUCUGGUUAUCUUGUGCUGUGGUUUGCUCCGAGGCAUUCUGUCCCAAGUUCACAUGUGUCAACCAGGUUAUCGAUUUGAUCCAUCACGAAACAAAUGUUUGGAUAUCAAUGAAUGUGAAACGACUCCAUGUGGACUUCGCAAAAAGUGUUGGAACAUAAUUGGUUCUUACAGGUGUCAAUGCAAGGAUGGGUACAAUACAAUCAAUCAGGACUGUGAAGAUAUCGACGAAUGUAAUUCCUCUCCGUGUGCCCGUGAAGCAACUUGUCAGAACACAGAUGGUUCAUUCCAGUGCAUCUGCAGCACCGGUUUUCAGUCGACUGAGAAGGCUGGCUCCAAUGGAAGGAGGAGCUGUGAAGAUAUCGAUGAGUGUGAAUCCUCUCCGUGUCACCAUCAUGCAUCUUGUCACAACACAAUGGGUUCCUACCAGUGCAACUGUGUUGCAGGGUUUAAGGCAUCUAAUGCGACUGCCAGCCUCACUGCAGGGAAGGUUUGUGAAGAUAUCGAUGAAUGCAAGUCCUCACCUUGUCACGAACAUGCAACUUGUAUCAACGUAGUGGGAUCCUACCAGUGCAACUGCAAUGCAGGGUUUCAGGCAUUACCUGCGACCGCCAACCUCACAGCAGGGAAAGUUUGUGAAGUUAUCUUCCGAGACAUUCUGUCCCAAGAACACAAGUGUCAACCAGGUUAUCGAUUUGAUCCAUCACAAAACAAAUGUGUGGAUAUCAAUGAAUGUGAAAUGAUUUCAUGUGGACCUCGCAAAAAGUGUUGGAACACAAUUGGCUAUUUCAAGUGUCAAUGCAAGGAUGGGUACAAUACAAUCAAUCAGGACUGUGAAGAUAUCGACGAAUGUAAUUCCUCUCCGUGUGCCCGUGAAGCAACUUGUCAGAACACAGAUGGUUCAUUCCAGUGCAUCUGCAGCACCGGUUUUCAGUCGACUGAGAAGGCUGGCUCCAAUGGAAGGAGGAGCUGUGAAGUUAUCUUCCGAGACAUUCUGUCCCAAGAACACAAGUGUCAACCAGGCCAUCGAUUUGAUCCAUCACUAAACAAAUGUUUUGAUAUCAAUGAAUGUGAAACGAUUUCAUGUGGACCUCGCAAAAAAUGUUGGAACUCAAUUGGUUCUUACAAGUGUCAAUGCAAGGAUGGGUACAAUACAAUCAAUCAGGACUGUGAAGAUAUCGACGAAUGUAAUUCCUCUCCGUGUGCCCGUGAAGCAACUUGUCAGAACACAGAUGGUUCAUUCCAGUGCAUCUGCAGCACCGGUUUUCAGUCGACUGAGAAGGCUGGCUCCAAUGGAAGGAGGAGCUGUGAAGAUAUCGAUGAAUGCAAGUCCUCACCUUGUCACGAACAUGCAACUUGUAUCAACGUAGUGGGAUCCUACCAGUGCAACUGCAACACAGGGUUUCAGGCAGUACCUGCGACCGCCAACCUCACGGCAGGGAAAGUUUGUGAAGGCUUAUAAAGUAAUACAAUCAGAGGCAUUCAAGACCCAAUGACAAGAUUCUUCUCAGCGGAGUUUCUCUCUUUCAUUCUCUUUUGCUCUCGCUGUGCGUCUGGCUCUGAAGAUUGUAUGUUUAAGACCCACUGCCAAGAAUGGAAAGCUACUUUGCGGGAGUGGUCUCACCAGCAGAAUUAUUUGGCUUGUACUGAGCUUGUAAAAAGGCAGAAUCUAACUGGAAUUCUAGAAGUGUGUGUGUGUGCGAAAGUGAGUCUGUAUAAGAAUAUGUCUGAGAUUUGGUGUCAUGAUGAGUGUGAUUAUGAAUAAAUGUCAGGAGUUUUGCUACAUUUCCAAGUUUUGCACAUGUAUCCUGUUAAUUUGGCUGUUGUUCUUCAUGAGAUAUAUGACUGUGGUGCCAACAUUGUUGAAAUAUUACCUGAAGACAAUGUGAGAUCCCAGAUUUGAACUUGACCUUCACCUGACAUGUUGCAUCUGUACGGUUUAGACAUAAAGAUCAGGUACACGAUGUACAGCAGACUCUAACAGAUACAGAACCCAUGUAGGAGAUUGAUACAGAACCUGGAUAUGUGCACAGUUCAUGUUCACACGCAGACACUCACUACACAGAACUAAAGCACAUGUAGAGCAGAAACAUACACACAAAUGCACAUGUACACACACACGCGUAUUAAUUGCAAAUGCACACACGCAUAACAGACCUGAAACACGUGUAGCAGAGACAGACAGACAGACACACACUCACACAAAUACGUGCUUGCACAGACGCAUACCACACAGGCAUAUGCACGUGUACAGGCACACAUUCACACACACACACACAUACACCACUUCAAGUGCUGAUUUUAGCCUGUGAUUGGGCAGCUAAGCAACACUUAACCAUCACACCUGCUCCUCUUCUGCCUUUACAGAUGAAGACUGACUGCCAGCCUUGCUUUCUGCAUCCAUUUUAAAACCAUCUGUAUAAUACAUAUGAUAUGUUUUAAUUGGAAUAAAGCUCUUUAUUUACUAAUUUGUGCAUGUUUGAUAGUCACUGUACUGUUGAU